Messenger RNA from Hippoglossus stenolepis (Pacific halibut), 6619 nucleotides. RefSeq names its product follistatin-related protein 4. Gene Ontology annotation, molecular function: cell-cell adhesion mediator activity. The transcript is spliced from 12 exons. Gene Ontology annotation, cellular component: plasma membrane; axon. Lineage: Eukaryota; Metazoa; Chordata; Actinopteri; Pleuronectiformes; Pleuronectidae. Bases 11 to 2110 code for a protein of 699 amino acids. The record is from RefSeq and is a predicted model, not a curated record. Gene Ontology annotation, biological process: axon guidance; homophilic cell-cell adhesion; dendrite self-avoidance.
CUCCUGCACCAUGUCGGAGUACAACAGGCUGAAGAGCAUGCUUCUGGAUAUGCAGCCUAAAGUGCAGAGGACUGGGGAUCAGAGCCAGCAGAGAGACAUGGAUGAGAAGCGAGCAAUGGUGGACACCAUGUUCAAAUACCUGGAUGUGAACCAGGACGGCCGGCUGGUCAGUGAUGAGCUGGAAAAGAUCUCCAUGAAGGAGCACCUGGAGGACAGCUUGCUGGAGUGCACCAUGCAGGACCUGCUGCGCUACGACGACUACAACAACGACGGCCACCUCAGCCUGCACGAGUUCUACACGGCGUUCCAGGUCAUCCAGCUGAGCCUGGCGGAGGACCAGCACGUCAGCGUCUCCACGGUGACAGUGGGCCUCAGCGCCGUCCUCACCUGUGCCAUCCAGGGGACACUGCGCCCACCCAUCAUCUGGAAGAGGAACGGCAUCAUACUGAACUUCUUGGACCUGGAGGACAUCAAUGACUUUGGGGACGACGGCUCCCUGUACAUCACCAAGGUGACAACCAUCCACAUGGGAAACUACAGUUGCCAUGCCUACGGCUAUGAAGACGUCUAUCAGACACAUGUGCUGCAGGUGAAUGUCCCUCCAGUGAUCCUGGUCUAUCCCGAGACGCAGGCCCAGGAACCCGGCGUAUCUGCCAGCCUCCACUGCCACGCCGACGGCAUCCCGAAUCCCAAACUCCUCUGGCUGAAGAACGGCAUGGACUUGCAGCCAAGAUCCAGCAAACAGCUUUCUCUCAUAGCAAAUGGUAGUGAGCUCUUCAUUGGCAGCGUUCGGUACGAGGACACUGGCGCCUACACGUGCAUCGCCAAGAACGAAGUGGGAGUGGAUGAGGAUAUCUCCUCUCUGUUUGUGGAAGACUCGGCCAAGAAGACCCUUGCAAACAUUCUGUGGCGAGAAGAAGGUCUGAGUGUGGGGAACAUGUUCUACGUGUUUUCUGACGAAGGCAUCACAGUUCUGCAGCCCAGUGAAUGUGAGAUACGGAGACACAUGAAGCGCUCGGAGAGGAUUGUUGCUACCUACGAGGAGAUGUGCCCUAAAGGUGAGGGGGUGUCACCUCAGCGCUGCGUGUGGUCCUCAGCAGUCAACGUCAGGGAUAAGUACAUCUACGUGACGCAGCCCCUCCAGAGCCGACUGCUGGUCGUGGAUAUUCAGGCACAGAAGGUGGUGCAGGCAGUGGCAACAGAUGCUUUCCCAGUGAAGAUGCUCUAUGACAAAUCACAUGACCAGGUGUGGGUGCUGACAUGGGGGGACAUGGACAGAACACACCCAACACUUCAGGUAAUUCCUCAAGCCAGUGUUGGAGAAGUCCAUCGAGCCGUCCGCACAACUUUCCAGAGAGUCAACGACUUCUUCAUUCCUCCAACCAACCUCAUCAUCACUCACGUUAGGUUUGCCUUUGUCUUCCUCAAAAAUGAACCUGCGGUACACAAGAUUGAUCUGGAGACCCUCCACCGCGUCAAGACCAUCAGCCUGAAGAACUUCAGCUGCAUACCCGUCAGCAUGGCCUACACACAUCUGAGCGGCUUCUACUUCGUCCAAUGCCAGAGCAAGAACAGCCUGCACGCCCCGCCCCAGCUUCUCAUCGACAGCGUGACGGACGCCGUGAUUGGUCCCAACUCGAACAUCACGGGGCAGCCCUUCGUGUCCCCGGACGGCCGCUACAUUGUGACAUCCGAUCCCGUGAGCUCCAAGCUGACAGUUCAGACAGUGUCGUUCCAGGGGGAGCUGGCUCUGAACCAGGUAAUGGAGGGGCCUGUAGCUGUCUCCGAUCUGGUCUUCCAGCCCUCUUUCACUGAGUCCAACCAGCACAUGGUGGUGGCCACUUCAGGCUCAGGCACGGACCUGCUAUUUGCCGAUCUGUCCUCGGGGCGCGCUGAGGUUCUCCGGAGCCUGAAGGAGCCCCUGGCCCCCCAAGCCUGGCCCUGGGGCGUCCCCAACAGAGUGGUGGUCUCAAGCGGAUUGUUCGGACAGUAUCUGGUCACGCCAUCGGCCGAGUCCCUCUUUGUCCUGAACGGCAAACAGAGAACGCCACACUGCGAGGUGUCAGACAUCAAGAGAGGGAACACAGUUGUCUGGGUCGGCGAGGUAUGAGUAGAAAAAAAAAAACAAAGCAGGGGACGUAGGUUUAGGGAAAGACAAAAAAAAAAAAAAGAGAGGAAAAAUCAGGCCAAAUUACCUAUUAUAAAGAUUUCUAUGAAAACAAGAUGUGGACUCAACCCUGGGACUGAGCGCGAGGGAAACACACCUGGGUUUAUUGUAACUAAAGUACACUAAAAAAAUAGAGUAAUUGAGAAAAACAUUAAGAAACCCUGUUGUGAUAUUUCUAUUGGGAGAAAGUGUCAAUGCCGUUCAGUGCAACAGUGAUCUAUGUGCACUUAACUAUAAAGAAUUGUACAUUAUUGCACUUCCUUCCAUGUUAUCACAGCAAAUAGGUACCUGAAGAGGGGUUAUUAACGAACUAUGAACUAUGCACAAUGCUCACUUUUUUUAGAGUAAAAAGCUUUCCAAUUCUGUUCAUCUCAACAAUGUUUGUCGUUUUCACCAGUGCUGCAUAUAAUCACCACAAACUGUCUGUCUGUCCCGUCUGCCUUUAGUGUUGUGUGCUCUGAGUCCUUUAAAAAGCUACCGACUCAUCCGUCCAUCGCCUCCGUCAUGGUAUUGUCCCGUAUCCUCCCUCUGAACCUUUUCUUUCUCCUCACACCGGAAGAGGCUGGCUUUAUGCACACGUGUAACACCCUCUAUUUACAUUGUCUAUCCAAAGAGCCCGAUUGGUCCAUUAGCCGUCGACAAUGGAUGUCUCGCUCGCAGUCUCUACCCUGCGGUCUCUCGGAAUGGUAUAAUCUGUCCCACGCUGUCUCUCACAGUUAUUCUGUGCCUGCAGCACGACUCUGUGCUGUGGAGCCUGAAAAUGCCACUUAGCAGAUUCCCUCAGGGUAAUGACUUCGGUUUAUGCUGACCCACAUGCUGAGGCCGUGCCAAAGUAGCAUCAACUCUGCAAUCUGACUGGCUGUGAGCAUUUGUACAUCCUCCCAGAAAGCCGGGCGUCAAGAUCAAACUCGGAGGCAGGUAGACAUAUACUUUUCAUUUGGUAAUGAUUCAGUUUUGCUAACAGGACUUUGGCAGAAAGAAGAGAAAACUUGCUCCUGGGUCCCACAUUUGUAUUCGGUAAAUUACCACAGGAGAAAUAUAAACUGUAUCUCAAACCCCUGCCGCCUGUUUUAAAAGAACGGAUACAUUUUUAUAGACAUGAGCUGUUUCCACUCAUACAUACUGUUAACUUACAAAACUGUACAGGCGCGUUUAUCAUCAAUACGUAAAUAUAACGAACCUACUUUUCAUAAACCUCGUCUCAAAAUAAAAAACACCAGCAACUCAUUCAUAAAACCAACCGGCAGAUUUUAUUUUCUCUCUGUGGUUGAACAUUGUCUUUUUUGUGUUAUUUGCUUUGGUCAUUUACACAAACCAUCACAAUGAUGAUCCAUUAGCAGGAGAGAGCAGUUCUGCUUCUUUGUAGAUGUAAUAAAUUAAUGUUUAGAAAAAGUACUGGGACCACAGUGUCUCCUAUAAGUGACAGUAGUGCUGAGAUCUAUACAUCAAUACUCGGGCAACGCACUUGAUGGAUAUUGGAUCAAACGGAUGUCAGUUGAAGGGUAUCGGCUUUUUCGUUUUUUCGCUGUAGAGCCCUGAAUAUUCAGCCCUCAGUAUUAUCCACUUUCCGCCUUGAUAAAAGCAAAUAAGAUGCUAUUUUUCUCAUUGUGGGCAGAAUCCACAUUUCUAAUCUCAUAAGAUUGUCACCAAAUUAAAGUGAAGAGUUGAGGAAUUAUACUUCUUAAAGUGUAUUUCUACAUUCCGCUGGUAUUAGCAAAUAAAAUGACUCUGACAGCUUCUCAGGCUGAGCACAGAACAGCUAGAAGCAAGAAAUGUAUCCCAUAGUCCACGAUAACAUAAUGUCCUCUUUCUGCUAGAUGAAAUCAGUUUUAAUUUAGUCUUCUAAAUACACAGUAACACUGAGGCUCAUUUACAGCAUGAAAGGAGGAAACAGUGUUGUCUUUAUAGAUGUCCCAAGCUGAUUCCAAACAUCUGUAUCGGGGUCGAUCCGGGUUUGUUUUAAUGGAUCAGUAUCGGCUGAAAUAAAGCUGAUAACAUCUGAUCCUCUCUUUCAUGCACUCUGCUGUGUUGUGUCCACAGCAGCCUGCUCUCCGUGCAGCACUGCUCUCUUUAAUGGAGCCACAGUGCAGCGGCUCGGAGGAAAGUGAAAAACUGGAGCGUGCGAAUGGGAAAAAUUACUCGGUCGAACUGAUGAUUGACUCUGUUCUGACGCCGGCGUGGGCAAAUCUCACAACCCUCCAACAGCAACAAAUCUGUUACGACUUCUCUCUCCUUCUCAUUAGCAAUCCCAUUAGCGUAGAGAUUGUCGCUUUCCCCGGUUAAAAUGACAAACGUCGCCAGUGGCUGAAUAAAAUAACUGGAUGACAGGCCAAAAGAAAAACAACCAAAAAACACUUUGCGGUUAUCGAGUCCACGUGCUCGCUGCUCGCUGCUGUCUGUACUCAGACGGAGAUUGUGUUGAAGUAAAGGAGAGAGUGGUUGUGUAGUCCAAUGUCCCAGUUCAACUUGUAUUGUGUCAGUAAUUGAGGGCGUUUUCACGCAAGUGUGAUCAAGGUUAGUUUUGGUUAUCAUAGUUAUGUAUGAAGUUGACUAAAUGUUUGUUCGACAUAUUUUAUCUUGACUUGACAUUGAUUGGUUUGUAGAUGGGCGUACCUUUGUCGUCUGUUCAAAAGCAGGAUUGAAUCAACGGUUUCAUUUUGAUAAUAUCGUCUUUGUUGUUCAAACAUUAAUUCAAAGUCUGCAGCAAAUCUGUGAGACGCUUGUGCUUCUUGUUCUUCUCCUACUGUUUAAUGCUGUCUCAACUGCAAUUGACCAGAUAGUCUUAACUAUAAAAAAGAUCCUGAACAAGAUCCUUUCUGUUAAAUGUUUGGUUUGUCCACCUUUCACAAUGUAAUCUUAUCAAUGUGUCAGAUACAAACUCACAUUAAUCUAAAUGCUGCUCAGAAUAGUACCGAGGCUUUUUAGCGCGAUUGUAAUAAAUGAUAAUAACGGAAAUUGGGAAAUUUAAGUAAUUGAUUUGUCAGAACAAAAAAAUCUCAAAUAGAUAAACAGAUAAAUGACACUUGAGAAAUAGUGUUUAAAUAUGUAUUAAAUAUGUCUUGUUAUUGCUUCACUUUGCGAGGUUGUCUCAACCUCAUCACAGCACAUCACAGCACACUCGUCGUGUUAUUUUCUCGAGCCGAAAUGUGAUUGAAACUGAACGUGGGAAGCUCUCUUGUACACAGUGUGUAUCACUGCACAAAUACUCACAGCCUCUGGGAUUUUGCGGUUGUUGAUCCUUUUUUUUUUUUUGGCAGGUCAAUAUCAAACGAUAUUAAACUCACAUUUAUCUCUGAAGGCCUCGGCUGCCCACAAAAUAACAGGUCAAAGUCCAACUCUAAUGUACAAAAAGUUCUGUGGGAUUGUAAGAAAAGUGUCCGACUGUAACACCAGCUGGAGUCCUGUGAACGGGGGAAUAUCCGCUCAUGGAUGUUAUCCAUUACACAAACAAACAACAGCCCAAAUUAAAUAUUAAUCAUCUUCUUCUAAUAGGUAGCUGUGCCUGUAACUCCCCCGAUGCGAUGUGUAGGGUAGAAAGCAAGCUUUGUAAGAAAAAAAAAAAGUAAACACAGGAGUGAAACAGAUUUGUCGUUCUUGUUUGUGAUUUAGAUAUCUGCUGCUAAUCUGCCAUGAAAACCAUUCUGGCAUGAAAGCCUGUUUGAUUAACCUUCUGAAGGCAAUGACGUAAUGAUGUUGACCAAGUUUCCUAGACCACUGUUGCACUGAGGAGAGAAAUAAUAUAGCAUCAUUUAUGUUAACCUGAAUUGAAAUUUGUCGAAUGGGUAGCCCAGUUUUCUCUGGGGUUUUUUUCAACGAAAAGAAAAAAAUCUUAUUGUGAAAAGGUUCAGGCUCUGACGCUUCCUACAGUCACUGUCACAUUCAAUGUCACUCCCCGACGGCUCGGACGCGUUAUCCACAGUAUCUGACAGCUCAGAGAAAUGCAUGUAAUGAAAAUAGAUCAUCAACAUGAUUAUCAUCGACCUCAGUGAUCUCUCACCGUCUCAUACAGUUUACAGUUGCUUGUGAAAACGUCACUUUUCCGCCCUCUCAUUGUCACGUCUGUCAGCUUAACUCUUAAGGUCGAUUCGGCAGUUUGACAUCGCUACUAGAGCCAAGGAGAGCAAGAACAAAGAGGCCGCGCCCGCGCUCGCUGAUGUAAUAACUACGUUAUUGGCUAAGCUCAUGUUGUUUGUUGGGAUCUACCUUCAGUGUCACACGACUAUUUCUGUACCUCUCCUCCGACCCUCCAGACAAGGGGCUGCAGAGCUGAACCGCUUGGUGUGAUAGACAUUUAUAGGAGCCACUGUUGUAGAUAACAUUGUUCAUGUUUAAAAACUGGUUUCCGACAUGACAAAACUGACUGUACAGUUUUCUUUAUGCAUUUUGUGUGGUCUGGUUUAUGGGGGAAUUGUUUUGUAAGAAAAAAUCGAAUUAAAUAUAUUGUAAAAAUCA